Messenger RNA from Anguilla anguilla (European eel), 4337 nucleotides. RefSeq names its product nuclear receptor subfamily 4, group A, member 3 (gene nr4a3). The record is from RefSeq and is a predicted model, not a curated record. Gene Ontology annotation, molecular function: zinc ion binding; nuclear glucocorticoid receptor binding; nuclear receptor activity. Gene Ontology annotation, cellular component: transcription regulator complex; nucleus. Gene Ontology annotation, biological process: regulation of transcription by RNA polymerase II; cellular response to corticotropin-releasing hormone stimulus. NCBI's taxonomy places the organism in Eukaryota, Metazoa, Chordata, Actinopteri, Anguilliformes, Anguillidae. The transcript is spliced from 10 exons. Bases 597 to 2492 code for a protein of 631 amino acids.
CCCAUGGCGUCACAUUGACGUCUCGCAUACCAGCAGCUCUAUGCAGAAGGCAGACACAUAAAUGUGCUAUUAGACUUUCUCUCACAGAGCUCUCCACAUAAACAAAGCCACAUUGCAACUUCAUCACAGAGCGCAUCAUCAAGCAUUACUAACACGGGGAGACCAGAUCGUGCGGAUCUAGUCCUCAUACAUCGGAGUAUUUUCUUCAGUAGAAUUUAUAUUUUUGUCACUACAUCUACAACUACUACUACGACUAUACGAACUGCUAUAUCUACUACAAGUUUUGAUUUUUAUAACUAUGCUGGAAAUCGACCGGAAACUUUAAGGGGGUUAAUAUCACAUGUAAAGACGGAACCUCUACAGCAAGCAAAAAGCCUCUCACUGUCUGGCUUAUUGAAGCCGGGGCUACAGCCUCUUACAAGACCCCGGUUCGGAAGAGCGCCCUCAGCUGAGCUCUGAAACCCGGCUAUCGGACAGUUCAACCAGCGCAGCGUCCGCCGAAGCUGCCUCUCACCGCUGCCUUGUUACACCUCCGCAGAGGAAACCAACCACAAUUCAGCGAGCAAAAUUCCAACCAGAUCUAUGGCAUUCUGACAAUGAGCAAGCGCGCACAAUUAUUGGAACAGCUGCAUUUUAUCCACCUAAAAUGCACACCUCGAGACAUGCCCUGCGUACAGGCCCAGUAUGGCCCGUCCCCGCCCGGCUCCAGCUACAGCACCCAGACCUUCACGUACCCUGGGGAGUACAGCUCUGACAUCAUGAACCCAGACUACACCAAGCUGGGCAUGGAGCUUGGGAGCGGGGAGAUCUCGGCGGCCGCGGCCACCACCUCCCUGCCCAGCUUCAACGUCUUCGUGGAGGGCAGCUACGAGCCCAAGUCCUCCUGCCUGUACCAGGUGCCCCACCACAGGCCGCUGAUCAAGAAGGAGGAGGAGCCCUACCCCCCGCCCCCGCAGCUGCCCCUGGCGCAGUCCGAGGACACCAUGCCCAGCACCUCCAUGUACUUUAAGCAGUCCCCGCCCUCCACCCCCACCACCCCGGGCCUGCCGGGCCAGCCGGGGGCCUCCUUCCUCUGGGACGACCCGCACAACCUGCCCCCCGUCCCGCAGACCUGCAUGGGCUCCAGCCCGCUGAUGGAGUCGGGGCCGCUCAAGUCCCCCCGGUUCCCCCACUUCUUCGACCAGUCCCCCCCGCACGGCGGCUACGAGGCGGGCCUGGGACUGCCGCUGCGGGCGGAGCGCUCGCCUUCCUCCUCCUCCUCCUCCUCCACCGCCGCCUCGUCCUCCUCCAUCCAGCACCCUGGCCUGGAAGCCCACAUGUACCCACUGCACAUGGGCAAGGCGGGGGGCCUGCACUUCCGCCCGCUCGGGAUGGGGCCCUGCCCGCCCCUGCUGGGGGGGGAGAGCGGGCUGCCGUCCCCGCCCGGCCGCUCCACCUCAGGGGAGGGCACCUGCGCCGUGUGUGGCGACAACGCCGCCUGCCAGCACUACGGCGUCCGCACCUGUGAGGGCUGCAAAGGCUUCUUCAAGAGAACAGUACAGAAGAAUGCCAAGUACGUCUGUUUGGCCAGUAAAAAUUGCCCUGUGGACAAGAGAAGACGGAACCGCUGCCAGUACUGUCGUUUCCAGAAGUGUCUGAGUGUGGGCAUGGUAAAGGAAGUGGUCAGGACAGAUAACCUGAAAGGGAGAAGAGGUCGCCUACCCUCCAAACCAAAGAGCCCCUUGCAGCCAGAGCCAUCUCCUCCCUCACCCCCCAUCAGCCUCCUCAAUGCCUUAGUGAGAGCGUACUCCCAGUCCACGCCCCGCGAGCUGGACUACAGUCAGUUCAGAGCUACUGACCAGCCCACGGCCUCCUCGGACGCCCAGCACAUCCAGCUGUUCUACCGGCUGCUGACCAGCUCCAUGGAGGUGACGCGGAGCUGGGCCGACCGCCUGCCGGGCUUCCCCGAGCUGCUGCGCGACGACCAGAACCUGCUCAUCGACUCCGCCUUCCUGGAGCUAUUCGUGCUCCGAUUGGCCAACAGGUCCGUUAUCCCAGAGGACAAGUUUGUGUUCUGCAACGGGAUGGUUUUGCACCGGUUCCAGUGCCUUCGGGGGUUCGGGGAGUGGCUCGACUCCAUCCGGGAUUUCUCCUCCCACCUGCAGAGCCUUAACCUGGACGUGUCGGCCUUCGCCUGCCUGGCCGCGCUGGUCAUGCUCACAGAACAGUGCCCGGGAUUAAAAGAACCAAAGAAAGUGGAGGAGAUCCAGAACAAGAUCAUCUGCUGCCUGCGGGAUCAGCUGGGCUUCGGAGCGGGCGUGCCCGUGGGCGGGGCGGGCGGGGCGGGCGGAGCCUCCAAGGCGCCGGCCUCGCUGAGCCGGGUGCUGAACGUGCGGGCGGAGCUGCGCUCCCAGCGCACGCAGGGGCUCCAGCGCAUCUUCUACCUGAAGCUGGAGGACCUGGUGCCGCCGCCGCCCGUCAUCGACCGCUUCCUGGACACGCUGCCGUACUGAAGGAGGCCUCAGCCAGCAAGCCGCGCCCGCUAGCCCCGCCCCUCGCCCCGCCCCCCUCGCUGCACGGCACAGCAGGCGUCUCCCGCUCUUCUCCGCCCCCGUGGAGACGCCGCUGCCACUGUCAGAAGCCCCGCCCUCAGCGGCUGUGAAUUGGCUCAGAGGGCCCGAAGGCCCGAAGGCCCCAAGGCCCCGAUCCGGAGAAAGCGAGGAGAUCCACUCACCUCUUUCAGCCUGGAUAAAAUCCUGUGGUCCAAAUGAACUCUCAGACCGGGUUUAAAUUUGUUGUCAUAAUUUUUUUAAUCAAUCAAUUGCUUUCUAUUUUCUAUCUCUUCUUUGUUUUUUCCCCAUCUGGGGGGGGAGGGGAAGUAAUCAUUGGCAAACUAAAGAGGGGAAAAUAGACGUUCCCCUGUCUGAGUUAGGUUUUUUCCCCCUUUGCGAUGGUGGGCAGCGUGAUUUUAGCUGUUAUUCUGUAGGGAGUUUUUUUGUGGAAAAGACUCUGACCCAAUCUGGUCUCUGAGACAGGUUGGCAUGCACUGUUAGAGCUACACCUGUAGUGCAGUUGUGUGUAAUAUAACGUCCCGAAGUUUUUAUUUCGGGUAAUCAAUGAACUCUGCGAUUUAUUUUUCCUUUUUUUUCUUCAAAAAGUCAAGUCAGUGGAUGUUUGUAUCAAAUUGUAUCGCAGGCCAAGAGCAUCAUAUGUGGAUGUCUUUGGUGCAUUCAGAUUAUGUAAGGUUCCUCAAUACAUGGGCAGCCAUGUUCUGUCUGUGGUCAAGACUUAACAUAUUUUACAGAGUGAAUAAAAACGAAUACAUACGAACACACACGGCAAGUUCAUAAUGGCAGUUUGCUCCUGUAUUUUAAGUGCAAUUUCUUAAGUGCUAUCUUAAACAAGAGAGAGUGAUUCUCAUUACUUUAUCAAACUCUAAAUUAUUUUAAUACUAAAACACAGAAAGUAAAAGAGUUUAACGGUUUUAAAACAAAACAAGAAAAAAAAGCUAAAUAAAGCAAGAGAUAAUAGCCAAUCGAUCGCACUAACUUUUGAUGACGGAGUUCCACAAACUUGAAUUUGCUGUAGCAGUUUUUUAGGAAACUGAUCUUAGGGGUAAGACAACGGAAUUGGGAGCGCUGAGAAGGUGUAGACAGAUAAAAUUAGGCUUAAAGCACUUAGACCUUCACUGAGAAAGUUGGAGGCAAAAUUGGGAAGUGGUCUGUUCAUGGUCUCAGGAGGAUGGACAUCUGGGUGGGUGACUUAGGGGUAGAGGGAACAGGAUCGAGGGCCUAUGGCAGGACAUCGAGGACUGGCACGAUACAUUCCGCAUUCAUACUCUUUUUUUGUAUGUUUAUAUUGUUGAUGCCAUUUAUUAAGAUGACAGAAUUUGUUGCAUAAUGUCUUUAUUUGUACAAAAAAGGAAAAAAAAGAUUAUAUGCAUGGUAUAUUGUAUUGGCUUCGCCUGUAUUUAUUGCAAAGACUGUCAGCCCUACUUAGCUCUGUUCUUAACUCAGUGCUAACCAAGGGCUUGAUUGCACACUGACUUCAAGAGUUCAAGCAAACAAAACAAAAUGGCAGUGGUUUUAAGUAACAGAAAUCAAAUUAUAUAAAUAUAUAAAUAUAUAUAUAUUAUAUAUACAAAACUAAUAUUUUGAAGUGUUUUUAUCUGAUAGCUUUUUCAAAUAUUGUGGUACGAGUUGUGAAUUGUUUUUUGAAGAAGAGAAACAAAAAGAAAAAAGAAAAAUACUUUUUUCAAUGUCCUUGGUUUCUUUUUCUGUUUCGUUUUUUUUCCCCCUUCGGUUCACUGGAGUUUCUGUUCAGCACUUUGAAAUCAUAAAAUAGUACUGAUUAUUUUG